GUAAUCAUCAGUGUUAGACUAGUGUUUUUUGUUUAUUUUUUGAUGCGACAAUGACCAAAAGACUGUCUGCUCUGGUUGUUCUCACUAUAGCUUCUCUGACUCAAACUAAUGAGGUUCCUCAUCAGAUCCCUUUGAAAGUGGUUGAAGUUGGCGGGAAUGUUACUCUGCGUUGUCCAGGUUCUAACAAGGAUGGCAACUUCUUCUACUGGUACAAGCAGCCGCUUGGACAUAUGCUCCAGACAGUUGCUACAUCAGUUUUAGGAGAACAGAAACUGAGUGAACAAUUUCCCGACAAUCGCUUUAAAUUUGCGGCAGGAGAUUCUCAAUACUCUCUUAUUAUCAAGGAUAUCAUUAAAGAGGAUGAAGCAACAUAUUUCUGUCAAAGUGGGACUGCUUAUUUUCAGAGAUUUUCUACAGGGAUAUACUUGGCCGUAAACGAUUGUAAAAGUCAAACACUGACUCAUGUCAGACAAACUCCAGAAACGACAUCAGUCCAGGAGGGGGACACAGUUAAUCUCCACUGUUCUCUUCUCUCCAGCAGUAAAGACACCAGUCAUAAUCUAUCUGAUUACAAUGUGUACUGGUUCAGAGCUGGAUUUGGAGAAUCACAUCUGAAUUUUAUUUACACCCAGAAGAACAGGAGUAGUAAUAGAAGCUGUGUCUCCCAGCUGUCCAGAACUAUACAGAACUCCUCAGAUACUGGGAUGUAUUACUGUGCUGUGGUCACAUGUGGAAAGAUCUUGUUUGGAGAAGGAACUAAAGUAAAGAUGAGUUCACAAUUCAAUCCAGCUGUUCUUGUACUUAGUGUGCUGUUGGCGUGCUGUGUGACGCUAAUUAUUUCUCUUAUUGUCUACAUAAAACAAAAAGUUUUUGGACAUUUGGAAGGGGCAAAUACAGGUCCGUCUGGACGACAGAAGACAUUGGGAAACCAACCAAGUGACACAGGCGCUCGUGGAGAUGAAGUCAAUUAUGUAGCUCUUAAUUUCUCUACAAGGAAGACAAAAGGUGUAAAGAAGAGAACAGAAUCACCACCAGAGUGUGUGUACUCAGCUGUGAGAGGAGGUCAUCCCACACUGCAUGAAAUGUCUUAGAGCAGGACUUGUGUGUGUAGAGUUUGGACACAACAUGCUUGCAUGACUGACAACAAAUUAACAUUGUGCAUUUGUUGGUUUUGCAUCUCUGCAAAUUUUACUAAAAUUUACUAAAAUGUUUUAAACCAUGUUUUUUUUCAAACUUCUUCUCAUAGAAUUGGAUGAUGGUAUAAAAAGUAACUCUGUAUAAAAAUUGUUCACAAUAAAGAUU
Molecule: messenger RNA, 1302 nt
Organism: Xiphophorus maculatus (southern platyfish)
Lineage: Eukaryota; Metazoa; Chordata; Actinopteri; Cyprinodontiformes; Poeciliidae
Exons: 6
Coding region: 51-1091 (346 amino acids)
Biological process (GO): response to bacterium
Source: RefSeq, a predicted model, not a curated record